GCGGCGCCGUUGCCAUGGUAGCGGGCUGCCGGAAGCUAGCGGGGCUCGCCAGCUCAGAAGCCUCGGUGUCCGGUUGUUCCGCCGGGUCUGCGCGGAGCCAGGCCGGCGGGGCUACAAAAUGGGCUGAGAAGUCGGCGGCUUGACCGGACGAGGUCGGCUGCGGGGGAAGGGGCGCAGCGCAACACUGGCCCGGGACCAUAAGACGUCGGGUUUGAGGAGCCGGUGGGGCUGAGGUUUUCCUGGGUCCGGGGGCCGGAGCUGUAGGUGACUUCCGUCUUUCGGAAACCCUGCUUUUGACCGGGGUAUGGCAGGAGGUGUGCGCACCACGCUCCUGAUGGAUAGGUGGCACGUAGUGAGGGGCUCUGAAGCCUUCGUGUGGACGGGGAUGCCUGAGGCAACAGGAAGCCCCCUCGUGGCUGUGAGGUGUGCAGCCCCACACAGACACCCUCCUGCCUCGUUGGCGGAGUUCCCCAAGACGAGCGACCGUCUGUGGAAAAAGAACAGUUUUCGCUUUCACAAAUGUCAAAAUACGGGUUUAUUGUGGAGAUGCAUUGGCCAGCUUGUAUGCAUGAACGUACAAAUGUCUAACUUUUUUUUUCCCCUUUCUUUUUAUGAAGAAGAAUCCGGGCUUGAAAAUGGAGAUGUAUGAAACCCUCGGAAAAGUGGGAGAGGGAAGUUAUGGAACAGUCAUGAAGUGUAAACAUAAGGAUACUGGGCAGAUAGUGGCCAUUAAGAUAUUUUACGAGAAACCGGAGAAAUCUGUCAACAAAAUUGCAACAAGAGAAAUAAAGUUUUUAAAGCAAUUUCGUCAUGAAAACCUGGUCAAUCUGAUUGAAGUUUUUAGACAGAAAAAGAAAAUUCAUUUGGUGUUUGAAUUUAUUGACCACACAAUAUUAGAUGAGUUACAACAUUAUUGUCAUGGACUAGAGAGUAAACGACUUAGAAAAUACCUCUUCCAGAUCCUUCAAGCAAUUGAAUAUCUUCACAAUAAUAACAUCAUUCAUCGAGAUAUAAAACCUGAGAAUAUUUUAGUAUCCCAGUCAGGAAUUACUAAGCUCUGUGAUUUUGGUUUUGCACGAACUCUAGCAGCUCCUGGGGACAUUUAUACGGACUAUGUGGCCACACGCUGGUAUAGAGCUCCAGAAUUAGUAUUAAAAGAUACUUCUUAUGGAAAACCUGUAGAUAUCUGGGCUUUGGGUUGUAUGAUCAUUGAGAUGGCCACUGGAAAUCCCUAUCUUCCUAGCAGUUCUGAUUUGGAUUUACUUCAUAAAAUUGUUUUAAAAGUAGGCAAUUUGACACCUCACUUACAGAAUAUCUUUUCCACGAGUCCCAUUUUUGCUGGGGUGGUUCUUCCUCAAGUUCAACACACCAAAAAUGCAAGAAAAAAAUACCCAAAACUAAAUGGAUUGUUGGCAGAUAUAGUUGACGCUUGUUUACAAAUUGAUCCUGCUGAGAGGACAUCAUCUACUGAUCUUUUGCAUCAUGAGUAUUUUACUAGAGAUGGAUUUAUUGAAAAAUUCAUACCAGAACUGAGAGCUAAGUUACUGCAAGAAGCAAAAGUCAAUUCAUUCAUAAAGCCAAAAGAGAAUUCUAAAGAGAAUGAGCUUAUGAAAGAUGAAAGAAAAACAACUUAUACCAAUACACUGCUAAGUACUCCAGUUUUGGGAAAGGAAAUGGAGAGAGAGAAAAAGCCCAAGGAGAUCAAAGUCAGAGUUAUUAAAGUCAAGGGAGGAAAAGGAGAUAUCUUAGAACCAAACAAGAUAGAGUGUGAAGGUGGACAUUGUCAACAGGAUGCCGUUGAAAAUGCUCAUUCUAUGUCUCAAGAUACGAAACCUGUAAUCAGUGAACCACUACCAAGCCCUGUCAAUCCCAGCACUAAUUCUAAUGGCAUGAAAGACGAUCCACAUGCUGGAGGUAGUAUGAUGAUGCCACCCAUCAAUCUAACUAGCAGUAAUUUGAUGGCUUCAAAUCCCAAUUUAAAUCUUUCCCAUCCAAAUUCAAGGUUGACUGAAAGAGCAAAAAAGAGACGUACCUCUUCACAAUCUAUUGGACAGGUUAUGUCUAAUUACAGGCAAGAGGAUGAUGCAGGUCCCAUUCAAAGCCAAAUGGAGAAAAGUGUAUUUAAUGAGCGAACAGGUCAAAGUGACCAAAUGGCAAAUGGACACAAAAGAAAGCUGAAUUUUUCCAGAUCUGACAGGAAGGAAUUCCAUUUCCCAGAACUGCCUUUCACAAUACAGCCCAAGGAGGUGAAAGGAAUGGAAGUUAAACAGAUAAAAGUGCUGAAGAGGGAAUCAAGGAAAACAGAUUCAUCUAAAAUACCAACUUUACUUAAUGUGGAUCAAAAUCAAGAAAAACAAGAGGGUGGAGAUGGCCAUUUUAAGGGGAAGAACUUGAAGAGGAACAGAUUUUUUUUCUGAUUUUAUUUAUUUAUUCAUGAGAGACACAGAGACACAGGCAGAGGAAGAAGCAGGCUCCCUGCAAGGACCCCGAUGCAGGACUCUA
Messenger RNA from Nyctereutes procyonoides (raccoon dog), 2502 nucleotides. It is a transcript of the gene CDKL3, whose product is annotated as cyclin dependent kinase like 3. The record is from RefSeq and is a predicted model, not a curated record. Gene Ontology annotation, molecular function: cyclin-dependent protein serine/threonine kinase activity; ATP binding. NCBI's taxonomy places the organism in Eukaryota, Metazoa, Chordata, Mammalia, Carnivora, Canidae. The coding region runs from base 612 to 2417 and encodes 601 amino acids. Gene Ontology annotation, biological process: dendrite extension; negative regulation of axon extension; protein phosphorylation. The transcript is spliced from 13 exons. Gene Ontology annotation, cellular component: nucleus.